UACCGACACCGGAGAAGCGACCAUGCUGUGGAAACUAGUUGAGAAUGUCAAGUAUGAAGAUAUUUAUGAGGACCGGCAUGACGGUGUCUCGAGCCACAGCUCGCGCCUGUCCCAGCUGGGCUCGGUAUCGCACGCGGGACCCUACUCCAGCGCGCCGCCGCUGUCUCACGCGCCAUCGUCGGACUUCCAGCCACCGUACUUUCCGCCGCCGUACCAGCCGCUCGCUCACUACCAGAGCCAGGAUCCGUACUCCCACGUCAGCGACCCGUACUCUCUGAACUCCCUGCACCAGAGCCAGCAGAGCGCAUGGGGGGCGCGGCAGCGGCAGGACGCCACCGGGGAGCGGAUGGAUAGCUCGGCUCUGUUGGCGCAGCCUCGGGCCUCGCUGCCUCAGCUGCCCGGGCUGGACCCGCGGAGGGACUACGGUGUGCGGCGGCCUGAUGUGCUGCUGCACUCCGCUCACCCGGGACUGGAGCCCGGGAUGGGAGACGGACUGCUGCACGGGCUGCACGGUAUGGAGGAUGUUCAGACUAUUGAGGACACCAACGGCACCAACAUCCUGGAUCAAUCAGUAAUUAAGAAAGUCCCCAUGCCACCCAAAAACAUGGGCUCCCUGAUGCUCGGCAAGGACGGCCUCAUCGGUGGAGUCACCGUCAACAUCAACGAGGUGUUCUGCUCGGUACCGGGCCGCCUGUCGCUGCUCAGCUCCACCUCCAAGUACAAAGUGACCGUAGGGGAGGUGCAGAGGAGACUGUCCCCGCCCGAGUGCCUCAACGCCUCCUUGUUGGGGGGCGUGUUGAGAAGAGCAAAGUCCAAAAACGGUGGGAAGUGUCUGAGAGAAAAGCUGGAGAAGAUUGGACUCAAUUUACCUGCUGGAAGACGCAAAGCUGCCAACGUCACAUUACUAACAUCUCUUGUAGAAGGUGAAGCGGUCCACCUGGCCCGGGAUUUCGGUUACAUCUGCGAGACGGAGUUCCCCACCAAAGCCGUGAGCGAGUACCUCAACCGGCAGCACGCGGACCCCAACGAGCUGCACACGCGGAAAAACAUGCUGCUGGCGACAAAACAGCUGUGUAAGGAGUUCACAGACCUGCUGGCCCAGGAUAGGACUCCCCUGGGCAACUCAAGGCCCAGCCCCAUCCUGGAACCCGGCAUCCAGAGCUGCCUCUCCCACUUCUCCUUCAUCACGCACGGCUUCGGCUCGCCCGCCAUCUGCGCCGCGCUCACCACCCUCCAGAACUACCUCACCGAGGCUCUCAAAGGACUCGACAAGAUGUUUCUCAACAACCCUCCCAACAACCGGCACGGGGACGGCGGCAACAAGGCCGACAAAGAGGAGAAGCAGCGGAAAUGAAGCAGGAGGGGAGGCAAUGAAGGAGAGCCAAAAGGGAGGCAGACACACAGACAGAGGCGUUACACCGUUACUUCUAGCUUUACACCACUGCCACUGACCUGCCACACACAGGGCCGAGGUGGAGGAGGAGGAGGAGGAGGAGGAAGAGGAGGAAGGCUUGACAGAGAGAAAAAAAGGCAGAGGAAGACACCUGUGGGCCAGUGUCAGAGAGCACAGAGGGAUGUUUCAUCUGUGUUACGUUCUUUUCAUUCCCCUGAGGACAUGAUGGUUACUGUGUUACAUCCAUUUCGCUCCCCCUGCCUGCAUCCCGUAAGACUGAGAUGCUGUGAGCAGCCAACAAACAACAUUGUGUGUGUGUGUGUGUGUGGCUGAGUGAGUGUGUGUGCGCGCUUGUGUUUGUCCUCACACACAAAAAGCAUUGUGGGUAUGAAGAUUGA
Messenger RNA from Epinephelus fuscoguttatus (brown-marbled grouper), 1791 nucleotides. It is a transcript of the gene tfap2b, whose product is annotated as transcription factor AP-2 beta. Gene Ontology annotation, molecular function: DNA-binding transcription factor activity, RNA polymerase II-specific; RNA polymerase II transcription regulatory region sequence-specific DNA binding. The transcript has 7 exons. The record is from RefSeq and is a predicted model, not a curated record. Gene Ontology annotation, biological process: anatomical structure development; regulation of transcription by RNA polymerase II; regulation of cell population proliferation. Gene Ontology annotation, cellular component: nucleus. Bases 23 to 1354 code for a protein of 443 amino acids. NCBI's taxonomy places the organism in Eukaryota, Metazoa, Chordata, Actinopteri, Perciformes, Serranidae.